Molecule: messenger RNA, 5381 nt
Organism: Drosophila ficusphila
Lineage: Eukaryota; Metazoa; Arthropoda; Insecta; Diptera; Drosophilidae
Gene: l(3)mbt
Exons: 6
Coding region: 885-5207 (1440 amino acids)
Biological process (GO): regulation of DNA-templated transcription
Cellular component (GO): nucleus
Molecular function (GO): zinc ion binding; sequence-specific DNA binding
Source: RefSeq, a predicted model, not a curated record
AAAAGGCCGGCACUUUCCAGCACUAGAAGACGUUUUAUAAGAAAGAAGAAGCAGUUGCAAUUAUUAGACAUUAAACAAAUACUAUAAAGAUAACAGUACAUUUUUAAUAUCGCUGGACAGAACGCUUCCGUUUUUAAAGGAGUUCGGAUUUCCCCGACUUGGAGCCGAGUUUCUUGUUAACAAAACUUAAGAACAGUGGUCCACAACUGUGUCGAUUUUAAGAAGAUUUCAGUGCGUAUUCAUCUUCGUACCCAGUUUGCCACAAUUGUACGAGGUCGAACGCAUUUAACACCCUCGCAACAACAAUCCGCCGUUCAAUCAAACGGAAAAAGCAGUGAGCUCUCUUCGAACAUCAUCCCAGUAUCCUGGUUUCCGCCUCCUUUGAGGCUGCACAUUUCGCUACGCUCCGCGGGCAAAACGGAAUUUAUUAAAGGUCAAAUCAAAAACAAAAAUAACCGUAAACAUUUAAAAGAAAAUCGCCAUCCUAAUCAUUAAAUAAUACCAUCAUUAAAUAAUACCAAAGUCGAUAAAUACAUACAAUGAGUGCAAAUAAACGCGCGAAAACAAUAACUUUUAUUUGAAAACUUCAAUAUACGUUGUAUUGCGAAAAUGUAACAAGUGAGUGCCAAAGAGGAAAAUAAUAAUUAAAAGGCAGACAAAAAAUUUUUGAAUAACAAUAAUAACAGAAGUGCAAAACAGGAAUAAAAAAAAUACUAAAUUCAGUGCAGAGUGUAAAAUGCCAAAAACUUUUGUGCGCCUCAACGUACAAAAAUUGUAAAGACGCGAGAACGGGGAAGAAUUAACGUUGCUUUUUUAUUAGUUAAAGUGUGCUGAAUUCCGUUAGGGAAUAUAAAGAAAACAUAUUUGAAAGAUAAAAGACACCAAUGCUGCCAAUGUCGAUGGCCACGGCGGAGGCUAAGCAAAUCCAGAGGGAUUCGGCCAUCUCGGUAUCGCCAACGAACGGAGGAGGAACAACCAAUGGUUCUGGAGGCGUCUCCGUCUCCGGCGGAAAUGGCAGUAGUCUCCUGACCCUGGCUCCUCGUAAGGAGGAACUCCGAUUUUUGCCUCUCGCAUCCAUGGGAUCAAACAAGACCUGCAACAUCACCAUCAGCAAUGUCCAGCCGAUGAAAACCAAACUGACGACGGUGAACAUUGUUCCGGGUUCACUAAAAAACCCGACAGGAUCGGCACCCAGCGCAGGAACUGCUCCAUUUUUCCAGUUAGUUCCUUCGGCCAGUAACCCCAGCCAGCCUUUGGUGGCCAUACUUGCACCCAAUCGCAAGACCAAUUUGUUAGGAGGACCUGCACCCAGUCCCCAGCCAGUGGUGAUACGUUCUGGGACGCCUUUGAACAAAAAUAGUCUGACUAUCCACAGCAAUGGCAUAGCCACCAUGACGCCAGCUGGAGCAGGAGGAUCGGGAGCAGGUGGUGCUGCAGGAGCAGGAGCGCCAAUUACACUGCUUAACAAAACAGAGCUUCCAAAGAAAAUACAAGCGGCACCAGUCCAGAUUCCAAGCACGGGUCCAGCGCAAAUCUCCUUACUGGCCAAUCCCCUCAAGCCACGUGCUCCAUUGAUACUUAGCAAGGUGGCGGUGGACAAGUUGCGUCUGAAGUUCAACCAGUUCAAAAAUAAUCCCAAUCCCCCGGUGCUCAGCAAGGCCAAUCAUGUCAAGAAACUAGUGCCCCCGCCAAGCAGCAGUGGCGAAAACAUGGCCAGGACUACCCAAAUCAACAAUAACAACAACAAUAACAAUAAUAAUAGCAGCCAAGUUAAGGCGGUUAUUCCCGUCAAAGCCAUGUCCAUUAACACUGAAGAACUGCCUACGAAUAACAACCAGAGCCUUAUUAAAGCUAAACCACCAGCAAUGAAGGUAGUUCCUCUACCAAUCCAGGAUACACCCACUGUUAUGGCAGCCAAAUCGAACUCACACCAGGAGGUGGCCAAACCCACGCCUAAACCCACUACGAAACCGGAAGAAAUGACCAAAAAUGGACCAGCCAAGGAGACCAAGAAGCCCAAGGAACCUGCCCCACUGCAGAAACCAGAGCCAAUCGUAAAACCUAAACUCCAGCCAGCAGUCGAAAAGGAAUCCCCCAAGCUGCAGCGUUCAAAAUCCUUUGUGGCUACUCAGCCAUCAUCCCCGAUUGCAAACAACGAGAGACGACAUUCGGUGGCCAUUAUGGCGAAGGAGGUGGAUGUAAUUGAGCAGCCCAGUGCUCCCAUCGAGACCAUCACCAUAGAUGACGACGAAAGCGAGGAUGAAAAGGAACAGGAAAGGGAGAGGGAAAAGGAGAAGCCGCCAAAGAAGGAAAUCGUUAUGCCCAUUCUGCCCGCAGGCAUAACCAUUUCCACCACCAGUCGAUCAGCGGCAAAACCAAAACCCGUGAGAAAAGACUCCUGUGUGACAACAAUCUCAUCCUGUGCCAGCGGCAGUUCGUCCAACAGCGAUGUGGAGGAGAUUCGCUCGCCAGUUAAGAAUAUCGCGGAAGAACUCAGUCAACUUCCGGGCAUAAGCAUCAUUAAGGCCGAGUCCCUUCCGCUGUCCAAGGAGGACUUUGAGCGCUCAUUGCGCUGCGACGAACAGGUGCCCACCUCACCACCCAAAUCGUCCUCCUCCUCUCCUCCAUCCUCUUCCUCUAGAGCGUCUACUUCGGUUUCGGAAACGGCAUCGCCUCCCAAGCUAACUGAUAACAUACCAUCACGUCUAGCCUUAAAGAACGGAAAAAAGUCACAAGAUCAUGAGGCGGCAGCAUCUGUUGGCAGUCGGGCUAGUGUACUCAGGAAGAGCAUGAUGCAGAACCUGACCAUGCUGAAGUGGCGCGGCCAGCAGCCGGCCAACCUGCAAAACUCUACGAUGCGGUUUGAGUUGAAUCGCUUGAACCUCCUGCAGCUGAAUGAGCGCUGUGAACCGCGCCAAGGACCAGCAGGAUACUUUGAGCGGGCUCUGUUCGAUCGUCCUGGCCGAAGACCCUCAGGCAGCAUCCAUCCGCUGCUCUACUUGUGCCAGCGAUGCAACUGUCACGGUCCUGCAGCCGAUUUUCUGGCACCACAUUACUGCUCCGUCAGUUGUGUACGACGCGCUCAAAAACGUCGUCUGCCGCAGAGCUCGCAAAAGGAUAGCAAGAUUAGUCGUACGCAAGUGGAGCAAACAGCUGAAACAGUGCCAGAACCAUCACAAAAACCUCAGGGAAACCACAAGUCUCAAUCAAAGUCGCUGGCUGCCAUCCAAGAACAGAUGCAGCAGCGGCCAAAGGACAAGGCUCGCAAGCCGUUCCGCUGGAGCGAGUACCUCAAGACUAAGGGUAAGGAUGUGGCAGCGCCCAUCCACCUGUUCCUCAACCCAUUUCCUAUCACUCCUAAUUGCUUUGAGCGUGGGAUGAAGCUGGAGGCCAUCGAUCCGGAGAACUGCUCGCUGUUCUGUGUGUGCAGCAUCGUCGAGGUGCGCGGCUAUCGUCUGAAGCUUAGCUUUGAUGGUUACUCCUCCAUGUAUGACUUUUGGGUGAAUGCCGACUCGCAGGAUAUCUUUCCGCCUGGAUGGUGCGACGAGACGGCCCGCGUACUGCAGGCGCCCAAGGACUACAGCUCGGAGCGCUUCAGCUGGAGCCGCUAUCUGGUGAAAACCGGUGGCAAGGCGGCUCCGCGCUCCCUCUUUGCGCACUUGAGCAUGCAGCCGCAGAUGGGAGUUCGGAACGGGUUCGCCGUGGGCAUGCACCUCGAGGCGGAAGACCUAAACGACACGGGCAAGAUUUGCGUGGCCACCGUUACGGAUAUUCUGGACGAGCGUAUAAGGGUUCACUUCGAUGGCUGGGACGACUGCUACGACUUGUGGGUGCACGUCAGCUCACCUUACAUCCAUCCUUGCGGCUGGCACGAGGGUCGCCAGCAGCUGAUCGUUCCGCCGGAUUACCAGAAGUCGGUAUUCAACUGGGCGGACUACAUAUCAGAGGUGGGCGGAGUGGCGGCCUCAAAGGAGCUGUUUAACCCGCGACAGCCCAUGGAGUACCAGCCACGCAUGAAACUGGAGGUGGUGGACCAGCGCAAUCCCUGCCUGAUCCGCCCGGCCACUGUGGUUACUCGCAAGGGCUACCGAGUUCAACUCCACCUGGACUGCUGGCCGACGGAGUACUAUUUCUGGCUAGAAGACGACAGUCCGGAUUUGCAUCCCAUCGGCUGGUGCGAGGCCACUUCGCACGAGCUAGAAACCCCGCCUGGUUUUCUGCAACCCAAGUCCCUGAUGCCCUGCGACGUGGACGGAUGUCGGGGCUAUGGCAAUGCCAAGCGCUUCAAUCUUAACGUACACGCUUUGCGGGAUUGCUGUCCGUAUGCGCCGGAAAACUGGCGCCAGUGGCGCUCCAAAACGGUGAAGCCACCGCGCGUCUCGCCCGAAAAGAUCCGACGCGGCUGGGCAAAAAAACCAAAGCGGCCCAGUUCCGAAGCUAAGCAGGUCGUUAAGGAUAGCACGCAGCCCGAGGAGCCCCAGCUGGAAUCCGAUGUUAAGGAUGAGCCAAAGGAGAAGACGUCUCCGCGUCAAGAAAAGGUUGUGAAAGAGCAUAAAUGCGACGCCGAGGAGUUACCGGACCAGCGCUCUCUGUCCAUAGCCAAGUCCAUAGUCAAGGAAUACGGACCACAGUUCCUGCAAAACUAUCGCCUCUGGCAGCAGAACAGCGCAUUCGAUUUGGAGCAGGUACGCACCAAUCCUCUGCACUGGACUAACUGGGAUGUUUACGAGUACGUGGAGCGCGCCCUCGACUCUGCGGACAUUGCCAAGACAAUCAUGGAUCAGGACAUUGACGGCAGGGCACUGCUAAUGCUGGGGCGCAACGAAUUGGACAAGUACCUGAAGCUCAAAGUUGGACCGGCGGUGAAGCUCUACUCACUGAUUGUCAAUCUUCGUAUUGCGGUCGUCUGCAAGUUUGAGACCAACACCACCGGAUUGGCGAUUAACGCCGAUGCUGCGAUUCAGCCAGAGAAGGGGGAGCAGAAAGAAUCGCUGCCUGCCAAGAAACAGGAGGAGCCACAGAGCAACGGCUACAAAAUGGGCAUGGGUGGGGAACUUUCCGAGAGCGGGGACGAGGAGGACGUGGUGCUGGACAGCGAAGACUUCCAGAGCGUCAAGCCAAGCAGCUUAGUGAUUGACGAGGAUAUCGAUGGCGAUGUGGUGAUGGUGCCGCUGGAAUCGCGCAUGCCCAUGACCACGACUUCCUAGGACUCCCUGCCAGUCCGCUGCAUCCGUUGAUUGAUUUGUAAGAUUAUUUUGUUGCACCGGCCUCGGCCCUUUCGGGUAUUAAUAUUAUUGAUAGUAUUUAUUAUGUAAGCCGCUCCGAAUCCGAUUGUUUGUUUUUUCCCCACUCUCCAAUAAAUGAUCCCUCUAGCUAUGUAA